Molecule: messenger RNA, 1691 nt
Organism: Chrysoperla carnea
Lineage: Eukaryota; Metazoa; Arthropoda; Insecta; Neuroptera; Chrysopidae
Gene: bnb
Product: neurofilament heavy polypeptide
Exons: 2
Coding region: 88-1365 (425 amino acids)
Source: RefSeq, a predicted model, not a curated record
CAGGUGAUUCACUAGUGGGAAGAGAUAACGUGACGUCACAUACUUUUUUAUAUUUUUAUAUAUAAAUUAUUUAUAACAAUAAAUAGAAUGAAAUUGCUACUUUUAUUCACAUUUGCCCUUGUUGGCUGUGUAUUGUCAAUGCCAGUGGAUGAAGUCAAGCCAAAAGAGGAACCAGCAAAAGAUGAAGUUCCAUUAGUAAUUGCUGACUAUUCAUCCGUGUCACAAGAAAGUAAACCAGCAGCUGACGCUCCAUUGCCAGCAAGUUCUGAAGCACCCGCUGCCCCACCAGCAGCCCUUGGUGAUCAACCUGCUGCUUCUCCAGUACCAGAAAAACCAAGUUCAUCAGAAGAAUCAAGCAGUAGCGAAGAGAAAUCUGAUGAAAAAUUGCCAGAAGCUUCAGCUGCAUCACCAGUACAAGCAUUGCCACAAGCUGAAAAGAAAAUCGAUUUAGCUGAUGCUCAAAAACCAGUAGCACUUGCUGAAGAACCACAAGCUGAACCUGGCAAAGUUGUUGCUGAACUCAAAGCCGAAAUUCCAAAAGAAGAAGUUCCAGUUGUUAAAUCUGAAUUACCUGUAGAAAGUGCACGUAACGCUGAACCAGAAAAAUUACCAGAACCAGAAAAACUACCAGAAGCUGAAAAGAAAGCUGAAUUACCAGCUGAAAAACCCGCAGAAGAAAAAUUACCAGAAGAACCAAAAGCUGCUGAACCACUCCCAGCCGCUGAAAUUAAAAUUGCUGAACCAGCUCAACCAUUAGAACCAACAGCACUUCCUUCAGUUGAAAAACCAGCUGAACCAGCAGCAGCUAUUGUUCCAUCCGAUGCCAGUGAACGCGUUGUACGCGAAGCAGAAGAAAAAGCCAAGGAAGAAAAGAAGGAAGAAAAGAAAGAAGAACCAGCUGCAGCUUUACCAGCAUCAGACGCACAACCAGCCAAAGAAGAAUUGACACCUGCUCUUCCUGCUGAAAACAAACCAGCUUUAGCUGAUGUAGUCGCCAAACCAGCUGAACCUGAACCAGCUAAAGAAGAAGCACCAAUUAGCACAGCUGCUGAAAAGAAAGAAUUAUCUGAAUUGCCAAAAGAAAAGAAACCACUCCCAGCUACAUUAGCAGCUAAUAGCGAACCAGAAUCAAAAUUGCCAGAAUCAAAACCAGAAGAAACAAAAUCUGAGCCAAUCGCUGCUGAAGCACCAAAAGCUGAAGAACCAAAACUUGUAGCCGAAUUAUCUGAGCAAAAACCAGCAGCCGUCGCUGCAGAACCAGCCGCAAUUGCACCACUUAGCGAAGAAAAACCAGCAUUAGUUGAAGAAAAACCAAGUGCUGAACCAGCCGCCAUUGCUGAACAAAGUGCAGCUUCAUCAUCUUAAAUAUUUCCCACGGAAAAGGGAAACCCAACUUAUUCUCCCCAUAUCAUUUCAUAGAAUUGCGUCAAUCGUGUUCUCUGUCAUUACAUCAUUAUCAUGCCCUCAUGACUUCCUAGAUCAAAUAUCAUCGCAUCAAAUUCUUUCCCAAACCUCGUUUUCAUUUUAAAUAUAGUUAAAAUAAAUAUACUUGUCCCCGUGUCCUCAAGCUGUUGUUCGCGAACAUGAUAUUUACUAACAACAUUAUCGCCAUGAACGAUAUCAGACCGUGCCAUCUCAACAAUGCAAGUGGUGCGGAAGACUCGAUAAUUAUAGUUUUAGUAAUAAUAUUU